UGCGGAAGUGAGAUGUGGGUGCCCCUUCCCCCUGCGCACCCACCUGGCUCACCCAUGGGUGGCGGGCUCGGUGCGCCCCCCCCUCCCUGCCAGCUGCCUCCGGCCGGGGAGACGGCGUCUGGGAUCCCAUGUCAGUCCCCGCACCCAGUGCAGGCCAGGGCGUCACCCCCAGGGUGCCGCUCCCACACUGGGGGGGCCUCCCCACCUCCAGCGAUCACUUCCCAUGCCCAGCUGGUCUGGGAGAGGUCUGCGGGCGUCCCGGCCAGGCCCAGGCCCUGUUGCUGCCUGGGCCUGAGGGCCCCGGGGAGGAAGGGGCAUUGUCCCCGAGGGCCACCCCCACGGGGCCCCUGUCGCAAGCCAGCGGGCACCUAGGCCGGGCUCGGGGCUCUGUUUACUGCCAGCCAUCGCUGUGGAGACGGGCAUGGGAGGGGGGGCGGGAGCUGCUGGCUGGAAACGCGGAGCCAGUGCAGGAAAGAGGAGCCAUCGGGGACACUGAAAUUUUAAUUCGUGGGUCACUCGGGGGGUGCUUAUUGUUGGGCUCUGACUGGCCGCGCCGUGGCCAAUCAGCACCCUGGCCCAGGCUGGCCGGCCCUGCUCAGUGGGCGGCCCGGAGGGUCACCGAGGGUCCUUUGCUCUGGUGGGAGACUGAGGCCAGGCCGCGGGGAUCUGGGGCCACCGGGUCCUUGGUACUCUGCAGACUGAGGGCUUUGGCUCAUUUCCCUCUUCCCGGGAGGCUGUGAGGCCGCCUGGGCGGGAAGGCAGGGUGAGAGCCUCGGACAGGGGACACUGAGGCACAGGCAGGCCCAGAGCAAGCCAAGGUCACCCGGCUGGGGCGCCGUCUGACCCGCUCCGUCCUGCGGGGGCACGGUCGUCCACGCGGAGGGCCCCAGCUGAGGCGGGGGUGCCUGCCCGCCAUCCCCGAGGAGGGCCAGCGCUUGGUGAGGUACGCAUUGUCACCGAGCACCUCGGGCUCACGGCUCCGUCCAGAGGUGCUGUUGCGGUCAGAGACCCCUGCAGGCCCUCAAGGUCAUACAGCAGGGGACACGGACCCUGGCCUCCCUCCUCCCACCGCCGGUCACCAUCCGCACCUUGGCCCUCGGAGGUGGGUCAGGCUUAGGGGAGACCGAGGUCACCUUCCAGCGCCGGGACUCCCAGGAGGGGGCCUGUGGGGGCCAAGUGCAGGCGCAGACCCCGGUGCCCUCCACUGGAGGGAGCGCCCGCAGCUCAGGGCGGGCCGGGGACUGGUGGGCGCAGGGCACCCGUGACGCUGGGACACCCCACUCCCGCCACCUGUGCUCCAGGCACCUGCAGACCGCCCCCGCCCCCAGCAACCGGCUCCCCCGGGGCCUGCGGGCGGUCACGUCCCUAGGCCAUCGCAGUGUCCCCAGCAGGACAGAGGGGACAUGUUCUUGAGCCCCACGGGGCCGAGCCACAGUGUGCUCCGUCGUGCCCGGUGUCAGGGCCUGGCGGCCUCCUGCAUCCUCGUCCCAAAGCCCCCCACCUUCCCAGAUGGGAGCCUGGCCUCUGCCCUAGCCUGGGCUCCCGAGAGGCCCCGUGGCUGGGCUGGGUGGGGGGACUUCAUCCCUGCUGGGACCUUGGGAGGAGGAAGCCCUGGGAGGACCAGUUCGGCAGGACCCAGCGCGGGCCUGUGUUCACAUUCCAGCUGUGCUGUGUGACCCUGGGCAGGGCGCGUCCCCUCUCUGAGCCUGUCUUCAGCCUACUAAAUGGGCCGUGGUCACAGGGCCUGCCUGCCAGGGCCUCCCAGGUGAUGUGUCACGGGGCGGUUUUCCGAAGAUGGGUUCGAACUCUUCACCCCCCACACCUCUCCCCAGCCCCCAGCCCUCGGGCCGAGCCUUGAGCUCAGGACACCGAAGCACAGAAGCGUCCCGCGGAGGAUCUGGCUCUGGCGCAGAGCAUGGCCGGAGGCCCGGCCCCUCCAUCUGUCCCCCCAGCAGGCUGUGGACGGCCACUCGGUCUCUGGAAGCGGUCUCCACCCACGCCUUUCUGGUUUGACUGGAAGAGGAGGCCCGGGCCCACCUCCCUCCAGGAUGUCUCGGCGCGGAAGAUGGCCAGCGGCGUGGACGGCCCCAUCGGGAUCCCGUUCCCCGACCACAGCAGCGACAUCCUGAGCGGGCUGAACGAGCAGCGGACGCAGGGCCUGCUGUGCGACGUGGUGAUCCUGGCGGAGGGCCGCGAGUUCCCCACGCACCGCUCGGUGCUGGCGGCCAUAGUUUGCAGCUUUGCCUUCAGGGCAGGCACAAUGAUCUCGUCCGUGGGCCGCGCGGGGGCGGCCGGCGACAGUGACGAGGAGUCGCGUGCGGACGACAAGGGCGUCAUGGAUUACUACCUGAAGUACUUCAGCGGCGCCCACGACGGCGACGUCUACCCGGCCUGGUCGCAGAAGGUGGAGAAGAAGAUCCGGGCCAAGGCCUUCCAGAAGUGCCCCAUCUGCGAGAAGGUCAUCCAGGGCGCGGGCAAGCUGCCGCGGCACAUCCGCACGCACACCGGCGAGAAGCCCUACGAGUGCAGCAUCUGCAAGGUCCGCUUCACCAGGCCGACCGGGCCGGGGCUGGACCGCAGUAGCCGCGAGAGGUCUGGCAUUUCUGGAGCCGGGCCACCACGGCACCGUGGCCACUUCUCUGGUCACCUCGCUCCUCAGAUGAUCUCGUCCGUGGGCCGCGCGGGGGCGGCCGGCGACAGUGACGAGGAGUCGCGUGCGGACGACAAGGGCGUCAUGGAUUACUACCUGAAGUACUUCAGCGGCGCCCACGACGGCGACGUCUACCCGGCCUGGUCGCAGAAGGUGGAGAAGAAGAUCCGGGCCAAGGCCUUCCAGAAGUGCCCCAUCUGCGAGAAGGUCAUCCAGGGCGCGGGCAAGCUGCCGCGGCACAUCCGCACGCACACCGGCGAGAAGCCCUACGAGUGCAGCAUCUGCAAGGUCCGCUUCACCAGGCAGGACAAGCUGAAGGUGCACAUGCGGAAGCACACGGGCGAGAAGCCCUACCUGUGCCAGCAGUGCGGCGCCGCCUUCGCGCACAACUACGACCUGAAGAACCACAUGCGCGUGCACACCGGCCUGCGGCCCUACCAGUGCGAUAGCUGCUGCAAGACCUUCGUGCGCUCCGACCACCUGCACAGGCACCUCAAGAAGGA
Molecule: messenger RNA, 3153 nt
Organism: Tupaia belangeri chinensis (Chinese tree shrew)
Lineage: Eukaryota; Metazoa; Chordata; Mammalia; Scandentia; Tupaiidae
Gene: ZBTB7A
Product: zinc finger and BTB domain containing 7A
Biological process (GO): regulation of transcription by RNA polymerase II
Molecular function (GO): RNA polymerase II cis-regulatory region sequence-specific DNA binding; DNA-binding transcription factor activity, RNA polymerase II-specific; protein binding
Source: RefSeq, a predicted model, not a curated record